Molecule: messenger RNA, 1931 nt
Organism: Callorhinus ursinus (northern fur seal)
Lineage: Eukaryota; Metazoa; Chordata; Mammalia; Carnivora; Otariidae
Gene: REEP3
Product: receptor accessory protein 3
Biological process (GO): endoplasmic reticulum tubular network organization
Cellular component (GO): cytoplasmic microtubule; endoplasmic reticulum membrane; endoplasmic reticulum tubular network
Molecular function (GO): microtubule binding
Source: RefSeq, a predicted model, not a curated record
GCAUACACCCGGUCCGGCUCCCGAGGGCGCCAGCGCGGCCCCUGGGAGCGCGAGGAGCCGGCGAGCACGCGGCCUGCCGUUGGCGGCCUGGUCCGCCACGCUCGGCGCCCACCCGCCCCCGAGGUGGGGUCCAAGCCCCCGGGAAGAUGGUGUCCUGGAUGAUCUCCAGAGCCGUGGUGUUGGUGUUUGGAAUGCUUUAUCCUGCAUAUUAUUCAUACAAAGCUGUGAAGACAAAAAACGUGAAGGAAUAUGUCCGAUGGAUGAUGUACUGGAUUGUUUUUGCUCUCUAUACUGUGAUUGAAACAGUAACAGAUCAAACAGUCGCUUGGUUCCCCCUGUACUAUGAGCUUAAGAUUGCCUUUGUCGUGUGGCUGCUCUCUCCCUAUACCAAAGGAGCAAGUUUAAUAUAUAGAAAAUUCCUUCAUCCACUUCUUUCUUCCAAGGAAAGGGAGAUUGAUGACUAUAUUGUCCAAGCCAAGGAGCGGGGCUACGAGACCGUGGUCAGCUUCGGCCGGCAAGGGCUGGCUUUCGCAGCCACUGCUGCAGUCACUGCAGCAGUGAAGAGCCAAGGAGCAAUAACCGAACGUUUACGAAGUUUUAGUAUGCAUGAUCUAACAGCUAUCCAAGGCGAUGAGCCUGUGGGACAAAGACCAUUCCAACCUCUACAAGAAACAAAAAAGAAAAGUAAAUCAGUCUCCGGUGAAUCAGCAGGUUAUGGAAUUCCACUGAAAGACGGAGAUGAGAAAACUGAUGAAGAAGCGGAGGGGCCGUAUUCAGAUGAUGAGAUGUUAACACACAAAGGGCUUCGAAGAUCGCAAAGCAUGAAAUCUGUGAAAACCGUGAAAGGCCGCAGAGAGGUUAGUCAGGUACGAUACGGAUCACUAAAAUACAAAGUGAAGAAGAGACCACAGGUGUAUUUUUAGUCAUCUGCACUUCAAGAAUCCCAAGACAAAUUACACUAAUAUGUUGCCUUUUUUCUAACAUUAUUCAUUCAGGAUUUACACAUUAAAAUAAUACUUUAAAUUGUGGCGGUGAUCAGGCUUAUUUUCAUCAAUUUAAAUAGCUUUUAUUUCUUUCACCAUUACUUCCAUGUCCUGACUACUAAAGGUAGUUAUACAAAGCUUAUUUAUGUAUAUGUAUAUAUAUCUCAGAAAUAAUAGAAAAUUGUGUUAUCUGUUUUCAAAUUGCUCAACAACAUUGAGUGCCUGGGAUAUUAAGAUGAAACACAAACCCACAGUAUACUUGAAAAGAGUCUUUACAGUUUAAGAUACAUCAGCCUUUGCGCUAUUGUAUUUGUGUUUACCUCCGUUUAUAUUCUGUCUAUCACAUGAGGAUAGUAAUUAAAUAGGCCUCUGAUCCAGCAGUGAUAGGACAGGGGCAUAAUGUAAGAUACAGCAUGUUUUAUAUAUUCUUUAAAUUUUUACUUUUUUAAUACUUUCUGGUUUUUCCACCAUCAACUGAAAGUUUUCGAAACAAGUAUUUCAAAGCCAGGUCUCCACGUAGCACUUUUUAUUCCUGACUAGUUUUGCACACUUGAAAAUUGUUUACUUAUUUGCGACUGUACAUUUAAGUUUUAUUAACACUAUCUUUAUUGUUAAUUUGUCACAUCCCGACAUGUCACAUUUAUGCCUUGAAUUUCGUCAUCUCUUUUCCUGUGGGUUUCAUUUGUUAAAUUCAUUAGAUUCUAAUAAUAUGAAAAUACAGCUCAUUGUUCAACUUUAACUAUUUUUAACUCUCUCCACUGUGGAUGAGAAGCUGUUUUGAACAUCAACCAGUUUUCCAUACAUCAUAGUUGAACUUAGCAUGUUCUGUUAACACUGGUUACGUUUUCAGCAUUUAAAAAGAGCAGUUUUUGUGAAACAGGGUCAUGAAGUUACCCAACAGUUGGUCCAUUCACAAGCCUAGCACUGAUAUGUGCUGCUGAUUUAUAA